Molecule: messenger RNA, 231 nt
Organism: Meira miltonrushii
Lineage: Eukaryota; Fungi; Basidiomycota; Exobasidiomycetes; Exobasidiales; Brachybasidiaceae
Exons: 4
Coding region: 1-231 (76 amino acids)
Source: RefSeq, a predicted model, not a curated record
AUGUCGUCAAUAGGAAACCCGUUCAGAUCGACGUUCAAAUACUUGCAACGUCAAGCUCACGAGAACCCAACAAUCUUCUUCGCCAUUAUAAUCGGAGCAGUUGGACCUGUCGCCGUCGUCACAGUACCACCAAUUCGUCGCAGCUUUGGAUGGGUACCAACAGAGAGAAUCCCUUCUACGUUUCCUCUACCAGACCGACCAAGAGAACAAGUGACCGGAUACGAUGAUUAG